UAAAGGAAUAUGGGAUGAGUCUGUUGAAUGGAGCUCAGAGUGAGUUGAGUCCCACUGAAGUCUGCGCUCCAGAGAAAGCCCAAGGACAGCAGGAGCGACACAGGAGACAUGAGACACUGAACAAAAACCACCCAGAUGAAUGAGGAAUGAAAAGCGGAGAGAAGGUCGACGGACUGAGGGAGAAGAAGUUAUGAGCCGGAUUGCGACGAAUUACCGGGGAAGGUGUCCGUGAGCGGAGAAAGCCGACUGAAGGGAGGUGGGGGGUGGGAGAGAGAGAGAGAGAGAGAGAGAGAGAGAGAGAGAGAGACAACAAAGUCACAAGUGCAGUCUGAGUUCAGAGGCAGAGCUCUGAAUCCUCGCCAUGGCAGACGUGCUGGAGAGCGGUGGCGGCGGGUCAGGAGCCGUCAGAGUGGCCAGCGUGGAUUGGCAGAAACGCUGCAUCGCUCUGGAAAUGCAGCUACUGAGGUUCCGGCUCCAGGCGGGGAAAAUCCGAGAGCUGCUGGCAGAGAAGAUGCAGGAGCUGGAGCAGAGGGUGACGGAGGCUGACCAGCGGGCUGAGAGUGCUGAGAAACAGAUCCAUGUCAUGGAAGAAAAGCUGAAGUCUGCAAACAUACAACCCAGCGAAUCAGAGAGCUCGUUGUACAGGAAGUAUCAAGACCUCACCAGUCAGGUUCAAGAAAAAGAUGCUGUGAUAAAGAGAUUAGAGAUACAGCUGGAAAAACAGAUCUUAGUCAGAGCCCAGGAGGCAAAAAUUAUUGAGGAGAAGGCUGCCAAGAUUAAAGACUGGGUCACCUUUAAGCUUAGAGAGAUGGAGCAAGAGAACCAGCAGCUGAAAAUGGCCAACCUGAAGCAGACAGAGCAAAUAAUGUUGCUGCAGGACAAAUUACAAGCUCCCGUGGGAAAGAGACUGAGUUACUGGUGUUGUCUUUCCGCUCCAGCUCUCUUAGAGAAACCUGCAUCCUCUGGAUCCCCUGCCACCUCCCCUGUAAUGGAUACCCACCUGGUGCCCAGCAGUCCGCUGUUUCCUCCCAGCUGCCCCGGCACACCACCUGCCCAAGAUGACAGCUGGAGACAGACGGGUCCCCGCGGAGCCGCCUCUAAUAGCAAGACCUCGCCAGAUGUGAAAAGGACUCCUGAACACUCCAGUAAAGGGAUUUGUCUCGGAGACCUUGCAGCCCAUGAUGCUCUCUCUCAGGGUUGGAGCAGGGAGGGUCCUAGCAGCCCUGUUUCCAUUAGUGGACCAGAGCUUCCAGUGGGCCCAGAGGGCCCGUCAGGGUGCUCUGACAGAGACAACUCCUCCGAUGAGCUCAACAGCAAGUUUCGCUCUCAGUGCCUUCACUCGUCCUCUUCCUCUUCAUCUUCAUCCUCAGCCUAUGAGAUGGCCCAUGGACCGAGCUCCCCAGAGUCAACCAUCAGAAUAACACCCAAAAGCCCGCUCCUGUCGCGCUCCCCCUCGACCAACAACCCCUUCCCGAAUCCUCCGGUUCACCAGUCAGGCACAAGCAUGACGUUACCCAAAGUACGGACACCGCUCACCCCCAGAGACAGCAUCCAGCUGGUCAAGAAGCAUUACAGCCAGCCGCAGCCCAGCCUGGACCGACUUCACCACCUCAACGUUAACAUAGACAUCAUGACCCCAUCCUCCACUUCCUCUACCCUCAAGAGCACAGGCACCUUGCCCUUCUCGCAGGUUGUGGAAGAAACAGACAUUGAUGACGGGCUUCCUGACAGCAUGGACGGGGUGGUGGAGGGGUCGGGAUCAGAGGACCCAUCCAGGGAUGGAGUCUCCUUUGUGGGACUCGCUGAAGAACUGGAGCGGCUGGAUCCAGAAGUUCUGAAGCCACCAACGCCUCCUUUACACCGCUUCCCUUCAUGGGAGAGUCGGAUCUACGCUGUGGCUAAGUCAGGAAUGAGAGUUUCGGAGGCCAGUCCUGGAGCCAGGGGCCCUGGACGAGGGUCCAAUUUACCCCAAUAUCCAGCGGCAGGUCCGUUCACCCAGUUAAUCUAUAAGAAUAUUAAUGUACCAGUCUAUACCACACUGAAAGGGAAAGCCACUCAGAUCAGCAGCGUACCUCUACCGGAUGAUGACUCCGGGUCUGAGGAUGACAGCAGCUCUCUGGCCAGUUUACGGACCUCCAUCUUGAGCCCCGACAGGAAGAGCAGCGUUCCUGGGAGCCCGCGUGCCGUCAAGAGAGGUGUGUCCAUGUCCUCCAUCAGCUCAGAGAGUGAUUAUGCCAUUCCUCCUGACGCCUACUCCCUGGACAGUGACUACUCUGAACCGGAACAUAAAGUCCAGCGAACCUCCUCCUAUUCCUGUGAGAGCACUGGGCCUGAGAUGCUGGAGAAGUCUGGGUACCUGCUGAAGAUGGGCAGUCAGGUGAAAGCCUGGAAACGUCGCUGGUUCAUCCUGAGGAAUGGAGAGAUCCUCUACUACAAAUCUCCUAGUGAUGUGAUCAGGAAACCUCAGGGUCAGAUUGAGCUGAACUCGUCCUGCCGUAUAGUACGUGGAGAAGGAGCGCAGACAUUUCAGUUGAUUACAGAGAAGAAGACCUUCUAUCUGACUGCCGAUUCACCCAACAUCCUGGAGGAGUGGAUCAGGGUUCUACAGAACAUACUCAAAGUCCAGGCCAGCAGCCCGGUCACCGUGGAGACCACCGCCAAGCCCACCGUGAGAGGUUGGCUUACAAAGGUCAAACAUGGACACUCUAAACUGGUGUGGUGUGCUUUGGUUGGAAAAGUCUUCUACUACUAUCGUAAUCAAGAAGACAAGUUGCCUCUGGGGCAGCUGCAGAUGCGGGAGGCCUCUGUACAGGAAGUGGAUCGCUCCUGUGACUCAGAUGAGGACUAUGAGACAGGCAGUCGCGGUUUCCUCUCCUCCCACUGCACCUUAGUGGUCCAACCGAGAGACCAGAGUCCUACGUACCUGCUCAUCGGCACCAAGCAGGAGAAGGAUACAUGGUUGUAUCACCUGACUGUGGCAGCGGGCAGCAGUGCGACCUUCAAAGUGGGCACAGAGUACGAGCAGCUGGUUGGUAAACUGCUCGAUACAGAAGGAGACCCAGAAUCUGUCUUGUGGAAGAGCGAGGCCUUGAGCUUCUGUAAGGAGGGUCUGCGCUCGCCUCUCACCACUCUGCCCUCUGAAGCUCUGCAGACAGAAGCUCUCAAGCUUUUCAAGUCCUGUCAGCUCUUCAUCAACGUGCUGGUGGAGUCUCCGUCUGUCGAUUACCACACCUCACUGGCCCAGAAUGCUUUGCAAGUGUGCCUCACCCACCCAGAGCUGCAGAAUGAAAUGUACUGUCAGCUUAUCAAGCAGACAAACCGCCGGACGCCGCACAACUACUCCCUCACACAGUGCUGGCAGCUGUUGUCCCUGUGUGUGGCUCUGUUCCUUCCUCAACAACAUUUCCUCUGGUACCUGAGACAGUACCUGCAACAUAAUGCUGACCCAAGGAGUGAGGUGGGGAAGUAUGCAGUUUACUGUCAGAGGUCUGUGGAGCGAACUCUGCAGAAUGGAGAGCGGGAGGCCAAACCCUCACGUAUGGAGAUCGUCUCCAUCCUGCUGAGGAACCCCUACCACCAUUCACUGCCAUUCAGCAUCCCAGUCCACUUCAUGAACAACACCUACCAGGUGGUGGGUUUCGACGGCUCCACCACAGUAGAAGAGUUCCUCAACACGCUGAACCAGAGGAUCUGCGUGAGGAAGCCUCAGCUGUCGGGGUUUGCCCUCUUUACUGAUGAUCCAUCCGGCAAAGACCUGGAGCACUGCCUGCAGCCGUCUGCCAAGAUCUGUGAUGUAAUUUCCAAGUGGGAGCAGGCCCUGAAAGAGCUGCAUCCUGGGAAAAAUGAGGGGACACGGAUUGUCCGGCUAACGUACAAGAGCAGGUUGUGUUUCAGAUCUCAGGUGAAAGGUGAGACAGAGCGAGAGCGCCUCCUGCUGGCGUACCAGGUGAAUGAUGAAGUUCAACAAGGCCACUUCCCUGUGAACAAAGAGCUGGCUCUUGAGGUGGCAGCCCUCAUGGCUCAGGUUGAACAUGGGGAUUUGGAGAGACCAGCUGCCUCCUCUCCUACCGGCUCUCCUCAGCCUAAGUCUCAGCUGAUCCUCCUGCAGGCCUUAGAGCGCUUCUACCCCAAACGCUACAAACAGGACUGCAGCUCAGAGCAGCUCAGAGAUCUUACUGAGCGUCUGGCCACUAAGUGGUCUAUGCUACGUGGGUGCAGUGCACCUGAGUGUGUAAGAAUUUACCUAACUGUGGCUCGGAAAUGGCCCCUGUUUGGAGCCAAACUCUUCAGUGCCAAGCCUGUCCAGCCCUCUCCCGUUGAGCAGAGCCAGGUGUGGUUGGCAGUCAAUGAAGAUGGAUUGUGUGUGCUGGACUAUACAAUGCACACGCUGGUCACAUACCCCUACCAGUCUGUGAUUACCUUUGGUGGUUGCCGUGAUGAUUUCAUGGUGGUCACGAGCCAGCAGAGGGAGCCCGGAGUCGGGAAGAAGAGCGCGGAGAAGCUGGUCUUUGCGAUGGCUAAACCAAAGAUACUGGAGCUGACUCUUCUCAUGGCCAGCUACAUGAACCACUGGAACCCCAGCCUCCCGCCUGCCUCACACCAGCCACUCGGCCACUGGGACGUAGACAGCAGGCACUUCCCCGCAAUGAACUACACCACCAAGGGCCCCACACUACUGUGAAUUGUGCAAGCAACAAAAACAACAAAGACUGUUUAACUACGGGGAGGCCUGAUGGCAAAAGUCACCUUUAGUCUGCAUUCAUAUGGAGUGUGUUGGGUUGCAUGUCUGGGUUUUUACAUUUUUACACAACUGGUACUAGGAGAUUAUUACAUAUAUAUUAUAUAUGUUUUUUUAAAUGAAGAUUUAGGUUUAGAAAUGUCAGGAUCAGUCGUCUCAGACUAUUUAUUUCUCCAACAAAAGAGUGUUUCAACUCUGCUUUAUUUAGAUUUAAGAUGUUCUAAUUCCUUGGUAAAAUUGGACGUUUAUAAAACAGUAGUUAUCUGAGGAUUUGUCGUCACUCGUCACAUUUCCACCUGCAGCGUGUUUCUUUUACUCAUCGGUCGCUGCUCAGGUUUUUUUUCCUUUAUUCUGACCGUCAUGUUUUCCAGUCUUUCAGACCUCAGACUCUUUUCUUUCAUAAAAAAAAACAAAGCUGUUGCCUUCUGAGAGCUGGGUUGACUGGAAUACAGUGUCACUGUGUAUUUACUAUGAAUGAUCACUUGUACUUGACAAAGAACCGUAGUUUGAAUUCAUUUAUGAGGUACUGUGCAAUUAGAAAGGGACUGACAUGGCAUGUGAUACUUCAGUUUCAUAGUAUCUUAAUUUGAUAUAAUCCACUCCUGAUGUUACUCUAAUUUAGAGCUGCAACAAAUAAUUAUUUUCAUUGUAGAUUAAUCUAAUGAUUGUUUCUUUUCAAUUAAUUGUCCGUAAAAUGUAAGAAAACAGAAACUAAAGUGACAUUGACAUAUUGACAACAGUCCAAAACCCAAAGAUAUUAAGUUUAAUGUCAUAAAAAAUUCAACAACAGAGUAAAUAUACACAUUUGUGAUGCUGGAUUUUUUGCUUAAAAAUGACUUAAAUGAUGUAUUCAUCAUCACAAUUAGUAGACUAAUCGACUAUUUCUUUCAACUCUACACUAAUAUAAUUAGCUAAUAAAAUAGGUAGGACAGCUUUUCCCCAAAGAAAUUUAAGAAACCUUUUGUAAUCCUUUACUAUUGUUUUUAAUGGGAUGUUAGUAUUUAGCUCACUUAUCUAGCAUAAAGCAGGCAAUUUGGCCCAGAUCUGCUACUAAUGUAAUGUAAUGUAAACAUGUAAUAUUAUUGAGGUACUCAAUAGGAAGGCUGGGAUAUAAAAGGUACAACAGUGAUAUACUUUAUCUAUUAUGCAUCUGUGAUAUUUCUGAUGGUCCUCUGAUAACAUAAUCAGGUCACUGAGUGUUUUAAUAAUCAACAAAGAGAAGAGAGGACAAAUUAAAGAGCUACCAAAAUAUUUUAAUGACUUGAACUGUUUUGGAUCAAACCACUGUCUUGCUCGUGUCCAUAUUUAGUUAUUUAUUUUAUUUCCAACAUUUUUUUUUGGCUUUUUGUUUAAAAGGGUAAUGUUUUCCACUGUCAACUGUCACAUUUAUAUUGGAAGACUUAGUUUGGUUUAUGUAACAGAGUAAUUUAAGAGCAGAGUAUGUUUGGUUACUGUAUUAGAAUGUGUUACAGAUGUUUGAAAGAUUAUGUCUUUAUGUUGCCUGUAUGUGUGUGUGCUAAUGAAAUAAACGGUGCAACGAUUCUGUCA
This is a messenger RNA of Dicentrarchus labrax (European seabass), 6286 nucleotides long. RefSeq names its product pleckstrin homology domain containing, family H (with MyTH4 domain) member 1 (gene plekhh1). Gene Ontology annotation, cellular component: cytoskeleton. The coding region runs from base 362 to 4681 and encodes 1439 amino acids. Lineage: Eukaryota; Metazoa; Chordata; Actinopteri; Moronidae. The record is from RefSeq and is a predicted model, not a curated record. The transcript has 30 exons.